AGUGGCCGCAGGGGCCGGAGGCGGAGCCGGUGCGGGCGGUCGGAGGCGGAGACGAGUGCGGCCGGGGGAGGGAAGGGGCGGUACCGAAUCGAGCGCUCGGCGCUCCCGGGAGGCGCCGCUGCGAUCGCGCCGUGACCCAGCGCGGCCAUGGCCGGCUUCAUCGACUUCGCGGACGAGGAGGAGGUGCGGGCGUACCUGGAGAACCUGCACGUGGAGUACAGCUACCAGUGCUUCAAGGAGAAGGACCCGGACGGCUGCCAGCGCUUCGCCGAUUACCUGGACGCCGUGAAGAAGGACUUCGUGGCGGCGGCGCGGGUGCUGCGCGACAACUGCGAGGUGCACGGGCACAGCGAGAGCUGCUACAAACUGGGCGCCUACCAGGCCCUCGGCAAAGGUGGACUCAACCCAGAUUUGAAAGCUGCCUACAAAUCUUUCAUCAAGUCAUGUGAGAAAGGUGGGAAGAAGUCACCAAAUGCAUGUCACAGCGCUGGGCUGCUGGCCCAGGACGGGAGAGCCAACAAUGAUCAGCCUGACCCUGUUGCUGCUAGAGACUAUUACACAAAAGCCUGUGAUAGCAAUUUUGCUCCCAGCUGCUUCAACCUGAGUGUGAUAUACCUGCAGGGAGCACCUGGGGUCCCCAAGGACAUGAGCCAUGCCUUGAAGUACUCACUGAAAGGCUGUGAGCUGGGGCACGUGUGGGCUUGUGCCAACGCCAGCCGCAUGUACAAACUGGGAGAUGGCGUUGAGAAGAAUGAUGCCAAGGCAGAGGAUCUGAAAAACAGGGCAAAACAGUUGCAUAAAGAACAGAAAGAAGCUGCAAGUUCCCUAACAUUUGGGGAGUAAAACUGGCAGUUGCAGAUAUUAAGACUGGUUUUUAAAUGGCAAGUGAACUUGUUAUUUAAAUUGUGAGCGUACAGUUUUCAUUUAAAUAAAUAUCCUGUAUUUGGAUGUGCAAAUAAAAUUAUAUUUUUGCGGAUACAAGAAA
Messenger RNA from Pyrgilauda ruficollis (rufous-necked snowfinch), 985 nucleotides. RefSeq names its product cytochrome c oxidase assembly factor 7. The record is from RefSeq and is a predicted model, not a curated record. Gene Ontology annotation, molecular function: protein binding. Bases 148 to 843 code for a protein of 231 amino acids. Gene Ontology annotation, cellular component: mitochondrial intermembrane space. The transcript has 3 exons. Lineage: Eukaryota; Metazoa; Chordata; Aves; Passeriformes; Passeridae.